AUGCGCGUUGACGCCGCGGAGUUUGUGCCGUUUGCUGCUGCCUCCAAUGAUGACGCGUGGACAGGCAGCUCACAUCCGUCAAUGUACGGUGGUGGAGUCGGGGCUGCAAGCGGGUUGUCUGCAGACAGUCCAGCAUUUGUUCCUGGUGCACAGGAUGUGACAGCCUGGCAGACAGUGCCGCCUUGGGAGGUUUGGCAAGCCGGUCGAGACCACAGCGCGCCAGUGGCAGAGUACGGUGCUGCGAUGCCAGAGUGCACUGAAACGGCACCGAUUGUCACUUAUGUUGAUGAGGAAACGUUUCUGACUCCUCAGCUCUUGGAAGAGAUGCCUGAGCUCGCUGCGCACUCCAUGCAUUCGCUGCCUUUGUCUCCGUCCGGAAAGGAAGCUCCAGAUGACGGCAACCUUCCAGAAUCCCCGGAGAAGGAGCUGCUAUUCUCGCACAGCCAUGCAAGCUUCAGCGGCAGCAGCCAAGCCGCCACCACAGAGGAGCCAUCUCGCCAUAGCGAGCUAACAGGCACUGGCUGCGCGACCAGUAGCACAUGUCCAUCCGCAACUACUGGCUCUUGCGCCGGCGUGCUGAGCGUGCAUGGCCGCAAGCUCCAUUGGACACUGACAGGAAGAGAUUGCCAGAGCUGCAAUGAUCUCUUCUUGCUGGACGAGUGGCCUCAAGGCGAAGGCGUUGAGAGCCCCAGAUUUGUGGUGGCAGGUGUGCCUCUAAGAAUGAUUUUCUUUCCGGCCGGUGCUGCGCUCACGGGAGAAGGCGAUUGCGCUGUUGGCGUGCUUUGUGAGGACGG
This is a messenger RNA of Symbiodinium pilosum, 794 nucleotides long. The record is from the annotation of a GenBank genome assembly. Lineage: Eukaryota; Dinophyceae; Suessiales; Symbiodiniaceae.